AUGUUGCCAAAGCCUGCUAGCUCUAAACGUCUGGAAAAGAAGGCUGUUGGCAAUUCGACUGAUCGCAGGGGCUCCUCUCUGCCAUCCAAUCCGUACACGCAGGCGUUAUCCUUGAUUCGAGCGGGAGAGUGGAGCAAGCUGACCAGUGAGCUCUGCAAGGCCUAUCUGCGCUACUACGGCCUGCGGCUGAGCGACUCGAAGGCGAAUUUGAUCAGUCGCAUUCAGAGACAUUACGAACUCAAGGACGUCCAAUCAGCCAAGCGCCAGUACCCACGUGCAUCCUUCAUCAUCAAUUGUACAGGCACGAGAGGAAUGCAAUGCAUGGAGGGUAUCGGUCGGUGGCAGGGAGAGUGGUCAGUGAAAGCUACGGUGUGA
This is a messenger RNA of Closterium sp. Naga37s-1, 375 nucleotides long. The record is from the annotation of a GenBank genome assembly. NCBI's taxonomy places the organism in Eukaryota, Viridiplantae, Streptophyta, Zygnematophyceae, Desmidiales, Closteriaceae.